This is a messenger RNA of Nymphaea colorata (pocket water lily), 1395 nucleotides long. Its product is annotated as pyridoxal reductase, chloroplastic. Gene Ontology annotation, cellular component: cytoplasm. The record is from RefSeq and is a predicted model, not a curated record. NCBI's taxonomy places the organism in Eukaryota, Viridiplantae, Streptophyta, Magnoliopsida, Nymphaeales, Nymphaeaceae. The transcript is spliced from 8 exons. Bases 94 to 1200 code for a protein of 368 amino acids.
UCAAAAGGGGUGGCUCUGGUUUCCGGGCGACACCGAAGGUCAGAACCUUCCUGUUUUGGCGCCAAUUUCUUCCGAACAGAGAACAAAAGGAAGAUGGCCUGGGCGAUGGUGUCGAUUCCUUCAUCUGGCUUCACAUGCAGAGGUUCGAAAGAGAGCUUCCUCCAAACUCCUAAUUUCAAAACUCGCCUUCCUUCCCUACUUCCUCCAUUUUGGCCGUGGGAAAAGGUAAAAAUUGGACCGUUAUCUGUUUCUCCAAUGGGGUUUGGAACUUGGGCAUGGGGAAACCAGCUCCUUUGGGGUUAUCAGGAAGCCAUGGACCAGGCACUGCAAGAUACGUUUGACUUGGCAAUUAGUAAAGGGAUAAAUCUUUUCGAUACAGCCGAUUCUUACGGAACUGGCCGACUUAAUGGGCAAAGUGAAAAGCUUCUCGGUAGAUUUAUCAAAGAAGGACCAAAGGCUGCAAGGGAAAAUAUUGUCAUCGCUUCAAAAUUUGCUGCAUAUCCUUGGAGGCUCACUCCUGGACAGUUUGUGGAUGCUUGCAAGUCUUCUUUAGGACGGUUGCAAAUUGAGCAGAUUGGAAUAGGGCAAUUGCAUUGGUCAACUGCAAACUAUGCUCCUUUUCAGGAGUUAGCUCUUUGGGAUGGUCUAGUAGCAAUGUACGAGAAGGGCUUAGUCCGUGCAGUUGGUGUAAGCAAUUAUGGGCCAAAACAGCUCCUUAAAAUUCACGACUAUCUGAAGGCCCGAGGUGUUCCACUAUGCUCAGCCCAGGUACAAUUUUCUUUAUUGAGUAUGGGAGAUAGCCAAAUGGAGCUGAAAGAUAUAUGUGAUUCUCUUGGCAUCCGCUUGAUUUCAUACAGUCCUCUUGGACUGGGAAUGCUUACUGGGAAAUAUACAGCAGCGAAUCUUCCAGCUGGACCAAGGGCUUUACUUUUCAGGCAGAUUCUUCCAGGGUUAAGGCCCUUGCUUAGUGCAUUAGAAGAAAUUGCCCAGAAGAGAGGCAAAACGAUACCCCAGGUUGCGAUAAACUGGUGUAUAUGCAAAGGCACUGUUCCCAUACCAGGGGUUAAAUCAGUUAGUCAAGCUGAGGACAAUCUUGGUGCCCUUGGCUGGCGUCUCUCCUCAGAUGAGAUUUUCCAGUUGGAAGCUGCAGCAAAGGAGUCACCACGUAUGAUGAUCCAGAAUGUUUUUCAAACUAGGUGAGAUAUAGGAUGAGAUGUUCAAGUGUUGUAGUAUACUGUUUGCUAAUAUUUCUGUUUUAUUAUCAAGCCAAUUAAUGCUUUUCAUGGCCUUGUUAUUGCUCUUUAUGUGCCCUUUAUUUAUUAGCAAUACAUGUCAAGGACUCUCUAUGUGCCCCUUAUUUAUGUGUUUAUAAAAUGGGUAUUUUGAUGAGGAUCA